AUGUCGAUCCGUUCUCGCAGAGAGAACAACAGCGGCCGUCAUCGCUUCACCAUGUCCACCUUUCGCGGCAUGCAGCAGCCCGAGCUUAGCAAGAAGUUGAGUCGACUGAUAAAGAGCGAGAACUCGGCUAUCGGCGCGCAUGAGACAGCCGGCCGAGAGCGCAUAGCUAUUGCUUCUGCUCUCUCGGAAUGGGGCGAGUCGACGGGUGACGAAGCCAUCUCUGACCUCUCGGACAAAUUGGGCGUCAUGCUGGCGGAGAUCGGAGAGCAAGAGGACCUCUAUGCGCAGAACCUGGAGGACUCCCGAGGCGUGCUGAAGCAAAUCCGUAAUAUGGAAGCUUCAGUGCAGCCGUCCCGCGACCAGCGUCAGAAAAUCACCGACGAGAUUGCCAAACUGAAGUACAAGGACCCAACCAACACGCGCCUGGUCACAUUGGAGCAUGAACUUGUGCGCGCUGAGGCUCAGAACUUGGUUGCUGAAGCGCAGCUUUCCAACACCACCCGCACCAAGCUUAAGGAGGCCUAUGAUCUCCACACUGCCGCGGUCAUCGAGCGCGCAGAGAAACAAAUCAUCCUCGCCCGUCAUGCCCGCCGUCUGCUCGGCUUGAUCGACGACAGUCCCGUGGUUCCCGGUGACGUCCGCUCCGCGUAUGACAGUGAGGAAACCGCCCGUCAGAUUGUCGAAGACGCGGAGACUGAACUACGCUCGUGGGAGUCGAAUGUGGAGCCAAUCGGUAGCCCAACUGAGGAUGUGGCCCGUCAAAUGACCAGCGGUAGCCUGUCUGGUGGAACCGAGCAGGAUAUGGAGAGUAUUGCAACUGGACGAAGUGGUGUUGAAGCUGGUCAUGCCGUUCCCUCCUCGUCUAAGCCGCUCGAGGAGCCCGUCGUGUAA
Penicillium diatomitis is the source of this 891-nucleotide messenger RNA. RefSeq names its product Eisosome component PIL1/LSP1 family protein. Gene Ontology annotation, cellular component: eisosome filament; plasma membrane. The transcript is spliced from 2 exons. Lineage: Eukaryota; Fungi; Ascomycota; Eurotiomycetes; Eurotiales; Aspergillaceae. Gene Ontology annotation, molecular function: lipid binding. The record is from RefSeq and is a predicted model, not a curated record. Gene Ontology annotation, biological process: endocytosis; negative regulation of protein kinase activity; eisosome assembly. The coding region runs from base 1 to 891 and encodes 296 amino acids.